UUUGCAAAGGAAGUGCGAAACACCAGCAUCGGUGGUUGAGCUGGGACACAUUUGGCUCUGACCACUCUAUAGGAGAAGCCAGAGGAGCAUAGAGUCAACAUGAAGUUCAUCAGGGUUCUGGUCCUCCUGCUGCUAACAUCGGUCCACAUCUUCACACCAGUUUUAUCGUCUGAGGCAGAGCAGGAAACAAAGUCAAAUGUUACAGAAUCUCAAACCACUUCUGAGCAACGAGCGGUGUUAGUUACAACCACAACAACAAAAUCAUUGGACCAAACUGAAUCAUCAACAUCUACAGCUCCAACAUCUGCCCAAGGGGUAACUCCAGGCCCCCAGGCCCCCAGCACCACAACUAAUCUUUUCACCAAAGAUGUCCCCAUUGGGCGAACUACCACGGUGAAGACACUUUUAACCACAGCAGUAUCGACUCAAAAGCCGAGCGUGACUACUAUGUUAACGGCAAACCAGACCACCAAAGAAAAUUUGACAAGUAACAUUGAUAAACCACUAGGCCACGUUGAUAUGACAACCAUGAACAACGACUCAGGUUCAGAUAUCUCUGGCCAAGAUUCCAAAGACAAGAUCCAAAUAUUAACACAACCCGAGAAGAAAGAUGAGAAGCCACAACCUCCACAGAAACAUGCAGGCGCAGACAAAAGGCUGUGGUGGAUCGUGCUUCCUGCCCUCCUAGUUGUUGGUGCAAUUGCAAUUGUCUUCAAAUUCAAAAGCAAGAAAGUCCAUGAUCACUCAGAAACCAUUGACACUGGGACUGAGAAUGCAUCUUUCCAAAGCAGACCUGAAAGCACCAAAGAUGGAGUCAUGCUCCUAGGAGUAAAGUCAUCCAGCACAGAAGAAAAUGCUGCUAUGAGCUAAAAAGGAGAAGAGAAGAAGAGUAAAGUGAAGAUCAGCACAAGGAGGCGCUGCAAGGGUGCUCCUGGUCAGCAGGGGCCAAUUAAGUUUGACUCUCAAUUCUUUUUAUUUUAUUUUAUUUUGCAAACCAGGAAAGUUUUCAUGUCUAAAUUUAGAAAGCUGAAUGCAGUUUAAAAGCCCUAGAACAGCAAUGCCUCUGAAAGAAAUGGAUGUCUGCAGAGCAGGGCGGUGUAAUAUUAGGAAGGCAUGCACUUAGGUCAAAUUUGUUUACUAAAGAUGCACCAGACAAACCAGCUGGUGAUCAUAAUGGAUGAUAUUCAGCAGGAUCAGCUUUUAUGAAGCUAGAAAAUCAGCUGUUUACUUAUUUGGGUCCCUGAAUGCAUCAUCCAUUGCCAAAUAGAAAUACAAUAAUGUUCUAAAAGACCAGAGGCUGGAGCUAGAGCAUGUAGAGCUGUCAUGUUUAAUAUGUGGUGCACCCCCAGCACACACCUUUUUAAUGCUGAGUCCACACACACAUCCCUCCUAAAGGGCCUCAGGCCCAUUAUGCACUGAUGUAACAAAUCGCUCUCAUUCUAAUAAAAGCAUACUAUUUUUGCUGUUUAUCUUUUAUCUGGGUUGUCUCUGUUCAGGUGGAGUCUGUUUAUCCUGUUUUGUACAAACCUGUCUGUCAAAAUAAAUCUCUAAAU
Molecule: messenger RNA, 1553 nt
Organism: Nothobranchius furzeri (turquoise killifish)
Lineage: Eukaryota; Metazoa; Chordata; Actinopteri; Cyprinodontiformes; Nothobranchiidae
Product: dual specificity protein kinase shkD
Source: RefSeq, a predicted model, not a curated record